This is a messenger RNA of Perkinsus marinus ATCC 50983, 1290 nucleotides long. RefSeq lists its product as hypothetical. NCBI's taxonomy places the organism in Eukaryota, Perkinsozoa, Perkinsida, Perkinsidae. Gene Ontology annotation, molecular function: nucleic acid binding. The transcript has 13 exons. The coding region runs from base 1 to 1290 and encodes 429 amino acids. The record is from RefSeq and is a predicted model, not a curated record.
AUGCGCUCUCUCGGAACGUUUGCUCAAACUGCCGACAACACUGAUGAUGAGGGCUUGAAUCUAUCCAGGAACAUUCCGAACCGGUACGUCCAGGAGGAGUUACUCGGCGACAUCAACGCGGCAGGCUUCGCUGAUUUGUUCGAUUUUUUCUACUUACCGAUGGAUCACGAGACUCGGGCUAACUUUGGCUACUGCUUCAUCAACCUGGUUAGCCCUCAGCAGGCUUAUAACUUCUUUAAAGCCUUCGAUGGUAAGCCACUUCGACGCUUCACUUCUAACAAAAUCGUGGCCAUCGUCCCUGCAGCGAUACAGGGCUUCGAAGCGAAUCUGAAACACUAUUCUCGGAAGGCUGUGUGCACUGACGUAGAGAUUCAGUUCCGUCCUCUGUUCUGGCUUCACGGCGCUGCGGUAGAGUUUGUGCGCAAAAACAGUGGAGAAAGUCGAGUAGUGGCGAGCGGCGGCUGCGGGUCUACUCGGCAUGGCAACACGAACCACAUUGCUUUCGUCAUGGCUGGGGAAUCUAGCUCAGAAGAGACUCGAGCUGGAGAUGACAGUGAUUGGAAAGCCUCUUAUAAGAAAGAAAAAGGACCGCCGGCCUUCCGCCCGACGGGGGUGAUCUCGCCAACGUCAUCGUUGCCAAACGAUGAUCAUUCUCCCGUUGUUCAUCACCGCCAUCGCCGCACUAAGAGCGAUGGUUUUACCGAGGACCCUAGAGCGGAGCGAGCUCGUGUAGAUGAAGGCAGCUCUUGUGGUCACCAGACGGGUUCGGAAACGAUAUUGCCCUAUGUUGUGUCUGCGGAAGUCUCGAGCAUGCCUGAUGGCAUUCCAGCGUAUCUGGUCAGUGUGCCUAUUUCGAGCAUGUCAGCAUCAAAUUUGGAUGCCCCCAUGACACUGGAUAGCCCGGUGCCCAACCAUGCGAGUUUCCUCCCUGAAGCAUUAUACCAGGCCCGAGACGAUGAGUGCUGCUGCGGAGGCUGUGGAACUGCUGGCGUGGGGUUUGAGGCUCCACCGGAGGUGCCGGAUAUCACCACCGUAGUCAUGAGGAACGUACCUGUUCGCUACACACCGUCUACUCUGAUGCAGGAGAUAAUUGAGUAUGGCUUCGGAGGCGAAUUCGACUUCUUCUAUCUGCCAUUUGACCACAAGAGGAAUUGCAAUCAUGGCUAUUGUUUUAUCAAUCUCUCCGAUUUCUCCGUGAUGGAGAGGUUUGCGGCAGCUUUCGAUGGUUUCGAGGAGAAUCUCCGUCAUUACCUGGGCAACGAAGCCUUCAGGAAUCUGGAUGAGGAGUGA